GUCACGCUCAAGACAACGGUGCUCAGUUUGGUUUACGGAUGCUGAGAGGACCCGCUUGGUACUCAGUUUGUGAACUCACGGACGGUUUUAGUCGGUGCUGACAGUUGUUUUCGGCGGCGGACUGUAAAUAUUUAACCGGAAAGAGAUGGCUCAGAGCUCCGCAGCAGCUAGCAGCAGCUCUUCGGCGAACGGGGAGGCUUUAAAGAAGAGGAAUGUCGCUGUCAUCACUGGCAUCACCGGACAGGAUGGUUCCUACCUGGCUGAGUUCCUGCUCGCAAAAGGCUACGAGGUUCAUGGGAUUGUUCGACGUUCCAGUUCCUUUAACACGGGUCGCAUUGAGCAUCUUUACCAAAAUCCACAGACUCAUACUGAAGGAAACAUGAAGCUGCAUUACGGCGACCUGACUGACAGCACGUGUCUGGUGAAGAUCAUCAAUGAGGUGAAGCCAACAGAAAUCUACAACCUGGGCGCUCAGAGUCACGUCAAGCACUGGUGUGAAAGCUUUUCCUGCGCUCAGACGAGGCCCGUGCCGCUUGCUUCAGGAGCUGCUAAGCUUUACGCCUACUGGAUUGUGGUGAACUUCCGUGAGGCCUACAACAUGUUCGCUGUCAACGGGAUCCUCUUUAACCACGAGAGCCCGAAGAGAGGUUCAAACUUUGUGACUCGUAAGAUCAGCCGUUCUGUGGCAAAGAUCCACCUGGGCCAACAGGAGAGCUUCAGCCUUGGCAACCUGGACUCCAAAAGGGACUGGGGCCAUGCCAAAGACUACGUGGAGGCUAUGUGGCUGAUGCUGCAACAGGAGGAGCCGGAGGAUUUCGUCAUCGCCACAGGGGAGGUGCACAGUGUGAGGGAGUUUGUGGAGAAGGCUUUCAAACACGUGGGAAAGACUAUUGUGUGGGAGGGAAAAGAUGAACAGGAGAUUGGUCGUUGCAAAGAGACGGGGGUGGUACACGUGAAGGUGGACCCUAAAUUCUUUCGUCCCACUGAAGUGGACUUCCUGCAGGGCGACAGCACCAAGGCGUAUGAGAGGUUGGGCUGGAAGCCGAAGGUGACCUUUGAGGCGCUGGUGAAGGAGAUGGUGGACGCAGACGUCCAGCUGAUGAGACUAAACCCCAACGCCUGAAGACGAGUCCCCUCCUUCAGCUCAUGAACUUAUUUUUUACUCUUCAGUGUCUCUUGUUAACUUUUGUCUCGUUUUGUUUUUA
Messenger RNA from Nematolebias whitei (Rio pearlfish), 1205 nucleotides. It is a transcript of the gene gmds, whose product is annotated as GDP-mannose 4,6-dehydratase. Gene Ontology annotation, molecular function: GDP-mannose 4,6-dehydratase activity. NCBI's taxonomy places the organism in Eukaryota, Metazoa, Chordata, Actinopteri, Cyprinodontiformes, Rivulidae. Bases 146 to 1123 code for a protein of 325 amino acids. The transcript is spliced from 11 exons. The record is from RefSeq and is a predicted model, not a curated record. Gene Ontology annotation, biological process: GDP-mannose metabolic process.